This is a messenger RNA of Aureobasidium uvarum, 1893 nucleotides long. NCBI's taxonomy places the organism in Eukaryota, Fungi, Ascomycota, Dothideomycetes, Dothideales, Saccotheciaceae. The record is from the annotation of a GenBank genome assembly.
AUGGUCCCUAUCCAUGCAGCACAUACUUCCACCACUAUCAAUGACCAAUCACUCCACUCCGCAUCGCUAGAGCUCAACUAUGAGCGCAGCACCCACCUAGUCGACAUCAUCUCCAAGGACGAGAAUCUGCGUAAACUGCGUUUCGACAUGCACAAACUCGAAGACGACAAUGAAGAGCUGCGCGAACUCUUGACACAAGAAGAGGACCGCUCAGAGUCUCUUGAAAAGACCAUCAGCGACAACCUCGCUCGCGCCGAAGAUGCUGAAGCCCAUGCCAUCGAUCUGCAGACUGACCUGCAAGCUGCCGAGCAGGAACUCUCAAUACUCAGAGUAUGUAUCUCGUACUGUCGUCGCAUACACCAGCUUACCAUAUCCCCAUACAGNGCAGAAACAAAUGCUCUACGAAACGUCACAACAGACUCUGAGAGGCUCCUAACCGAGAAACUCGACCUCGCACGCCAGAUAUCCACCCUCAAACCAGAACUCGACCAUCUACGCGCCCAAGUUGAAUCCAACCAGGACCUCCUCUCCGAAAAGCUCGCCCUGCAACGACAAGUCAGCGAGAUCCAAGUCGAACUCGACCACGCCAAAUCCGAAGCUAAGCGCGCAAUCGCUAAACGCCGCAACACUCAACAUGAUCUGAACCAACAAGACACUAUCGACGACCUGCGCAAGGCUCUGACGAGGGAGAAGCGAUUGAGAGAAAAGGCCCAAGAAGAUUUGGAAACCGCUCAGGCUGAGCUGGAACGUGAGAAAGAAAAUUCUCAGCGCAAAAACACAACAGAAGCUGCCAAAGCAGAGGAGAACGCCAAUGUGCAAGUCGAGACCGAAGAGCUGCGUCGCCAACUCGCAAAGGAGCGCAAGGAACGCGAAAGGACCGAGAAGACACAUCAAAAGACCCAAUCCGACUGGGACGCCACAAAAGCAAUCCUGGACGACAAGCUCAACCAAUUCCGCACAAAGCUAAAGUCGACCAAGGAGAAGCUAAAGGAGACUGAGACACAACUCGAGGAAGCUCAGAGAUCUGCUGCAGCCGACGCAAGAUUAGCACCUGUCUUGGCCGAAAAGACCGCCAAACAGACAAAGAAGAGAAGCGCUGCACAAAUGGAUCCGGACUCGCAAAAACUAGGAACACCAGGCAACGCCAAACCAGCAAAAAAGGGGCGCAAGGCUGCAGCAGUCGGCGACAAAUCAACCUUUUCCAUCACACCAUUCUUGAACCGCACAAUGAGUGUUGCACCUGAAAGUCCAGGGCAAGCCGAGGAGGCCCCAGCAGAAUCAGCCGCUGAAGAAUCAGAAUCGGAAGCUGAGGCAGAGUCUCCGAGCGCAUCUAACGUUCGACCAACCGCAGAGACCGCUCCUAANGCCGUUAGCGACCGUACCUGCGAGCAAGAGCAACAUAAAAAGGCCAAGCCAGCAACCGAGCCAAAACCCAAGAAACAAACAAAGAAGCAAGCACUGGAACAAGUCGUCGAAGAAGUCGAACCUGCAUCUCAAGAAGAGACUGCAGCAACCACCAAAGUUCCCACAUUCAAGGCCAAGAAGUCCGACGCAGAGUCGAAACCAAAGCCCAAACAACGCAAGUCUCUUGCAACAUUUGCUGCCUUCACACAUGAGCCAGAACCAGAGAAGAAACAGAAGAAGCGAAAGCUUGGUGGCUUGAGCAAGACUCUGUUCGAUGACGAGGACGAUGCGCCUAGUAAGCCACUCCCCGGUCGUGGAGGUGGUUUGUUCGGAGCAACACGUCUGGGUCCUCUUGCAGCUGGUGGUGUAAGAGGUAGCUUCAUCGGUGGCAUGGGGAAGAAGAAGUCUGGCCUGUUGACAGCGGACGACGGCUUCAUGUUUUCACCUCUUAAGAAGGAGAGGAAAGCGAUGGCUAGUUUCAUUCAGUGA